AUGGCUCCUAUUUAUCAAAAGACUGUAAGAAAGCAGUAUGGGGGAUAUGAUUUUGUAUCUGCUAAAACAUUUAAGCAUUAUCAAGAAAAAGAUAUUCUGGCCCUUAAAGAAAUGCAAGAGACAGUUAUUUGGGAGACUGCCGAGGCUGUGAAUUACAAUGAAGAUAUGUUUGAGAUUGAGCAGCAAGACAUUGAAGUAUAUUUUGUGUUCAAAAAUUUGAAUAACAUCGACUGUAGAUUAGAUACAUCAACAAGAAACUUAUCUUUAUCUGAAUCUGAUAAUGUGUUUGGUGAUGAAGUAAAUACAUUCUAUGUCAGUGACAGCCUUGAGGAUGAAGAGCCUGAAGAUGAAAUGACUGAUAAUGAAAUGACCAAUGAUGAAAAUAAUUCUUUAAAAUCAAUCUCAGAAUUGAAUUUGAUUUACCAGUUUAUUAUUAUUUCUGUUGCCUUUUUUGUGACUUUGUAUGUUGUAGAUGAAGAAGCUGUAAUCUUGAUUGCUAUAGUUAACAAAAUUCUUCAAUUUUUAUUUGAUCUAUUCUGCCUUCCUGUGAAUAUUCCUGGGCUCAAAAGAUUGGCAGGAUUUAAUGUUUUGACAAAUGGAAUCAAAAAGUAUAUUGCCUACAGUAAAUGCCACACCAUUUAUGAAAAUAACAAUACUUCUCCAAUUUGUUGUACAUUGCCUAUGUUUGGAAAAUGUUCUCUGUGUAAUAACAGCCUAUUCAAGACUGGAUCUGGGUCAAGGGUACCAAAAAAGACAUUUGUAUUCCACUUGGUCAAAAAAGCAUUGAAGACGUUCUUUCAGUGA
Molecule: messenger RNA, 804 nt
Organism: Phycomyces blakesleeanus NRRL 1555(-)
Lineage: Eukaryota; Fungi; Mucoromycota; Mucoromycetes; Mucorales; Phycomycetaceae
Exons: 5
Coding region: 1-804 (267 amino acids)
Source: RefSeq, a predicted model, not a curated record